AAUGUGUACACUUCCAUGUUUAAUACAAAGUCUUUCUGAUAAAAACAUAUUUGAUAUUCCAGUGUGUGUGACUGUCAUUUAUAUUCCGCUGAUGCUCUUCGGCCUGCUGGGAAAUAUACUAACAAUUCUGGUGGUUUGGCUCCGCCCUCACAUGAGAAGCUCGACCUACCUCUACCUGAGCAGCAUGGCCGUCAGCGAUCUGUUUAUACUGCUCCUGCUGCCUCUGGAUCUGUAUAAGCUCUGGAGGCCCAGACCCUGGCCAUUUGGAGACCUUGCGUGUAAACUCACUAUGUUCAUGUCAGAGUGCUGCACCUUCUGCACAAUCCUUCACAUCACCUUCCUCUCCAUUGAGAGGUACGUGGCGGUCUGUUGGCCUAUCACAGCCAAGACCCUGGUGACCCGCCGUAGAACCAGGGCUCUUAUUGGCUGCCUGUGGCUGGGUGCUGCCGUCAGUGCAGCUCCGGUGUUGGUCAUGGUUGGAGUGGAGGAAGUCGUGGGAGAGGAGCCAGGGCUUGGUGGAUGGAGGGAGGACAGAGGGUGGACAGGGAGUGAAGGAGGAUUCAUGAUAGGUGAAAGGGAACAAGGACAUGGAGAAAUUGUCUCCAGUGAUGGAGGAUCAGAGGGAAUAAAGUGGGGAGAAAACGUUGGUGAGAAAAUAGUGUUGGUGGAGAAAGAAGAGAGACAACUGGAGACAGGAGGAAGAGAGAAUACCAAACAAGGAGACGGAAGAAAAACAAGGGACGAGGGAGGUAAUAUUAAAGAACAAAGGGUUGAAGUUGAGGGAAUGCAUCAUAAAAAGUUGAAAAAGGAAGAUGGAGGAGGAGUGAAAGAAAGCGUUGAUGGAGGUCGGGGUCUUCCUGACAACAGAGAGUGCCGCGUAACAGACUACGCCAUCUCCUCCGGCCUGUUGUCAGCCAUGAUGAUUCUCUCCAACUUGUACUUCCUGGUACCAUUCUGCAUCCUGGGACUGGUCUACAGCCUGAUUGGACGGACGCUGUGGCUCCGCCCACAAAGUAGCCGGAGAGAACAGAGCCAUCGGCACACUGUCAAAAUGUUAGGCGUGAUUGUGUUGGCGUUUGUCCUCUGCUGGCUGCCCUUCCAUUUGGGUCGGACUAUUUUCUCUCUUUCUCAGGGCGGCAGUACUGAUGGACAGGAAGCGUACCCUGACACAAAUGCACACUUGGAGGAGAUGAAUGCUGUGUCAGAUUGCGUAGUCAGUGAUGUCAGCUCGCACACCGAUGUAGACACGCACAUGGCAGACAAAGCAACUGGGACGCAAACAAACAUGGGCACACAAUCUGAGGAUAUGAGCAUUGACCGAGACUUAUUUUCUCAUACUACGUCUCUCAGCAGACAGAGAGGUACACACACUCCUGCACACUCCAGUGACCUGUCACUUAUUGACACAAAUAAUAAUAUGCAUAAUAGCACAAACACCUCCUCACAUAAUGACACACACACUAUUGCAGAUAUUGUUACACAGAUAUCAAAUUCACAUAGUGUAUUCAUAGACACGAGCACCAGUACACACACCUACAGGCCCAGCUUUACAGACGUUCACACACUCCCUAAUGAGCAAAACAAGACACCAAUUUGUAUAAACUCCCAAAAGAACACACCUCCCACCUCAGGAACAAGCAUAUACACUUUGACCCCAACAGACCUUUACAGUGGCACACCUUUCAACGAUACAUACUCACAACCUGAUUCACACUAUUUUCUAUACUAUCUGUCUCAGUACUUCAACCUGGUGUCCUCUGUCCUCUUCUACCUCAGUGCUGCUGUCAAUCCUCUGCUGUACAACCUGAUGUCUACCAGAUACAGACACGCUGUACACAGCCUCAUGCACACACACUCUCACACGCAGACUCACCGUCGGCGCACACUCACAGGACAGCACUCCACAACCACUUUGUAAGGGUGAACACUGACCACAAUGAUAGAGAUCAUCACUGGAGGCAAAAAAGAAGGGAAAUUAAACUUGAUUCUUUUAAUAUAGCUCGGCUUUUAUUUGGCAGGGCUUCUUAUCAUUUUUUUUAAUAGAGCCUUACAUUGCGUCUCUAAAGCGUUGCAGCCCGUGACAAAUACCAGUUAAACUAACAUUUAAACAGUUGGUUUCCAAUGAGGUGUAGUCAAACAGAAUAUAGUUAGUUAUUCCUGUGCUUUUUCUUGCUAUGGCUAGUCAUGCUAAUAUAAAGGUAUUCAUGUGGUGACGAAGUGGGACACUUAAAUGCUGUCAUCAGAAGAAUAAUGUACAGUGACAUUUCAGGUUGCAAGUUGUAUAAAUGUAUGGGUUAACCAUUGUCCUCUUAGCUACUAAUGGGACAAUGGUUAGUACAAAAUGCAGGAGGACAUUUGGCCAUAUUUAUGGGUAAAACAAAAUAUUGGAUAACCAGCUAGCCAGGGUAAUACUACUGUUUAUGUUAGCAUUCUAGCUA
Molecule: messenger RNA, 2438 nt
Organism: Labrus mixtus (cuckoo wrasse)
Lineage: Eukaryota; Metazoa; Chordata; Actinopteri; Labriformes; Labridae
Exons: 3
Coding region: 2-1918 (638 amino acids)
Biological process (GO): G protein-coupled receptor signaling pathway; hormone-mediated signaling pathway
Cellular component (GO): plasma membrane
Molecular function (GO): growth hormone secretagogue receptor activity
Source: RefSeq, a predicted model, not a curated record